GAGCCAUCAAGUCCGGCCCUAUUUCCCGGGAAGACCAUUCGGAUCUGAUCUGAUCGAUCUAAUACAUACCCGAGCCGAGCAAGGCUGAUUACUCACCCAUCUCCUCUCCUAUCUCUUAACACCUACGUACCUAGUACUCACUGUCAUCGAUGUAAAGACCAACCGCAACAUGACGCAACCGCGUCUUCUUCCAUUACGAUGUCGAAUCAAAUCAAUUUCCGAUCUCGCACAGCCAUUCUGUUAUCUCCACAUGUCGUUUUUGACAUAUGGAUCUCAGAUAUUGUUUCAUUACUUGGAGCCUGGUCCUUUGGGUAGGAAGGAGAUGGUGGUUUUCAAUAUGUGUGCUGGGGCGAUGGUGUGGUGUUAUUUUCAGACUUGUCAUGUUGAUCCUGGGGAAAAGGGUUGGGUUGAUAAGGUGAUGGUUGAUGGGGUUGAGAAGGGGAAUCUUGGGAAGGGUAUUGGGGAUGGUCAAGGUGGAGGGGAGAUGGAGGAAAAUAAUGUGAGGUGGUGUAAGAAAUGCGAUGCAGUGAAGCCGCCUAGGGCUCAUCAUUGUAAACGAUGUAAACGGUAUGUUUCUCGUCUGUAAAAAUUUCUUGAUGCGGAAUUAUACUAACUCCUCAAAGUUGCAUCCCGAAAAUGGAUCAUCAUUGCCCAUGGACAAACAAUUGCGUCUCUCACACUACAUUUCCUCACUUUGCCCGCUUCCUCUUCUAUGCCGUCCUCUCCAUCACAAUCCUCAGCACCUUCAUCUUCACGCGUCUCUCAUACGUUCUCUCCGAAAGCACUCUCCCAUCCUACCUGGGACCGUCUACUACAUCCCUCACUAUGCUCUUUAUAAUCUUUUGUUCUAACGGACUCUCUUUCUUCGCCAUGUCCCUCCUCCUUAUGCGCACCAUCUACUCCCUUGCCACAAACAUAUACAUGAUCGAAGCCUGGGAGAUCGAACGCCACGAUGCGGUUAUCGAACGCUCAAAGACGCGCAAUAUGCGAGGCUAUGUAUAUGCGAACGGGGGACGGAAAGUGCGAGUCGAGAAGGUGGAAUUUCCAUUCGAUAUAGGGAUUUGGGAGAAUAUUGUACAAGCGAUGGGAACGGCGAAUGUCUUGAUGUGGUUUAAUCCCUUUGCGGGAGGACCAGGUGUAGAGAGUGCGGGGAAAUGGGAAGAAAAUGGUUUCAAUGAUAAAGAAGGCAUGUGGCCACCUCCAGAUCCGGAUAAGUUGGGAAGGAGAGCGGGAUGUAAUGGAGUGGAAACAUAUCCGCUGGAGGAGAAAGUAUACGGAAGUGUAGAAGAGGAAAGAGAUGCAUUUAGAAAGAGACAAGAGGCCGAUUUGAAACGAUGGAAGAAAGAUGAUCUAGAUACCACGAGUAAUGGCGGAGAUGGAUUCUAUGAAGAAGAAGAAGAAGAAGAAGACGACGAGGAUGAGGAUGAGGAUGAGAAAUACGUGAGUGAGUACGAAGAGGGACUUGAUGGAAAAGAAGGAUGGACGAAUUCCGAGGGUGAUAGAUUGAGGGAUUAUGGAGUAGAUGAAGAAGUGGAUAUUAUGGAUGAGGAUGAUAUACCAUUAGGAGAAUUAUUACGACGACGUAAAGCAAGGAAUUUUGAAUCGGCUUAGAUGGGAUAGAAUAUAUAUCACAGAAUAGAAUAGAAAUGAUAAUAUAACUUGGAAACUCUAUGAAAUUUGAAAUGCCUAUACAGCGUCUGCAUUGUCAGACUCAAGUUCAAGCAUCCAAGAAAGUCAGCCAUCAAAGUGAUUUCGCAUACCG
Molecule: messenger RNA, 1762 nt
Organism: Sclerotinia trifoliorum
Lineage: Eukaryota; Fungi; Ascomycota; Leotiomycetes; Helotiales; Sclerotiniaceae
Source: the annotation of a GenBank genome assembly